Molecule: messenger RNA, 1138 nt
Organism: Nematolebias whitei (Rio pearlfish)
Lineage: Eukaryota; Metazoa; Chordata; Actinopteri; Cyprinodontiformes; Rivulidae
Product: transmembrane 6 superfamily member 1-like
Exons: 10
Coding region: 1-1110 (369 amino acids)
Cellular component (GO): lysosomal membrane
Source: RefSeq, a predicted model, not a curated record
AUGAGUGCUUCUGCAGGGACAGGGGUGUUCCUGCUCUCCCUGACGUCCAUACCUUUCUGCUACUUUAUCAAUUCACUCAUUUACAACAACAGCGCUGAAGCGUUCCUCUUCGCUGGGAGCUCAGCAGUCGUGAUUCUGGCCAUUUCAGUCCAGUUUAUGCUCAAGAAGAAAGCUCCAGCAGAUCCUCUUUUCUAUGUGUACGCGGCGUACGCAUUCCUCAGUGUGGUGAGUCUGAUCAUCGGACUGGAGCAAGACAACAUCAUUGAUGGAUUUGUCACAUUUUAUCUCAGAGAGGGGGAUCCACAUAUUAAUACAGCACACGGCCACAUGGUUUCCUAUUGGGACGGCUGUGUGCAUUAUCUCAUGUAUCUGCUGAUGAUCGCUGCCAUCACUUGGGGGGACAGUUAUCGGUCCAUUGGACUCUACUGGGUGGGCUCUUUUCUCAUGAGCUCCAUCAUCUACAUUCUCGGGAAUGCUGUGGGGAAAUAUGGAACCCACUUUAGUGUCCUCUUCGUCCUCCACAUGCUUCAUGUCUCGGUGUCUGUGUGGGCUUGUUUCCGGGUCUUCAGUCAACCUUCAACGCAUGAAGUUCAGUUAACAAACAUUCAAGGGCCACAGAGGUCCAACGUGCUCCACAGACCUCUGGAUUUGCUGGUUAUCAUCUACCUCAUUCCUGCAUUUGUGUUUUGUGUGUUCAGAGGACUGGUUGCUCUUGAUUGUUCAAGCAAAUGGUGUCAAGACUACACCCAACGAUACGAGCCGUACCUGAAAGAUCCCUCAGCUUAUCCUAAGGUUCAGAUGCUAGUGAGCAUGCUGUAUUCUGGGCCAUACUACAUCUUUGCCGUGUAUGGACUGCUGGUCCCAGGUUGUGAAUGGAUGCCAGACCUGACCCUCGUACACUCAGGAGCUCUAGCACAGACCCAGUUCUCUCAUAUGGGCGCCUCUCUGCACACUCGGACACCGUUCUCCUUCAGAGUUCCAGCGGACAACCAGCUCGUCUUCCUGCUGGUGAACGUUCUGUACACUCUUGUUCCACAUUUCCUCUGCUAUCGCUGCUGCACCCAGCCUGCCUUCUUCCUGAAGCCGGUGGAAGAGAAAAAGCAUGAAUGAAUCAGCAUGUCGGGGGCGACAAAGCAUC